AUGUCGGAGCCGGGGGCCGUGGGCCCGGGGCCGGCCGCCAUCCAGGUCUCCAGGAUCAUGCGCCCAGAUGAUGCCAAUGUGGCAGGGAAUGUGCACGGAGGAACCAUCCUGAAGAUGAUUGAGGAGGCAGGAGCCAUCAUCAGCACCCGCCACUGCAACUCCCAGGCUGGGGAGCCCUGCGUAGCCGCGCUGGCGCGGGUGGAGCGCACAGACUUCCUGUCCCCAGUGUGCAUCGGGGAGGUGGCCAACGUCAGUGCCGAGAUCACCUACACCUCCCGGCACUCUGUGGAAGUCCAGGUCAACGUCAUGUCCGAGAACAUUCUCACAGGGGCAAAGAAGGUGACGAACAAAGCGACACUGUGGUACGUGCCACUGUCCCUGAAGAACGUGAACAAGGUCCUUGAGGUCCCCCCAAUCCAGUAUGUGAGAAAGGAGCAGGAGGAGGAGGGGAGGAAGCGCUAUGAGGAACAAAAGCUGGACCGGCUGGAAACCAAGCAGAGGAAUGGGGAUGUGAUAUUCCCUGUCAUCAACCCAGAUAGGCAGACAAAAGAGCCGCAGACUGUUGGCUACAGCCAGUCCAGCCUGAUCCACCUGGUGGGACCCUCAGACUGCACGCUGCUGGGCUUUGUGCACGGAGGUGUCACCAUGAAGCUGAUGGAUGAGGUUGCUGGGAUUGUGGCCGCCCGCCACUGCAAGACCAACAUUGUCACCGCCUCCGUGGAUGCCAUCAACUUCCAUGAGAAGAUCCAAAAAGGCAGCGUCAUCACCAUCUCAGGGCGCAUGACCUUCACCAGCAAUAAGUCCAUGGAAAUUGAAGUCUUUGUGGAUGCUGAGCCCUUCGUGGACGAGAGCCGGGGGCGGUACCGCGCCGUCAGCGCUUUCUUCACCUUCGUCUCUCUGAGCAGGGAGGGGAAGGCACUGCCUGUCCCGCAGUUGCUGACGGAGACUGAGGAGGAGAAGCGACGCUUCGAGGAGGGCAAGGGCAGGUACCUUCAGACCAAGGCCAAGCGGCAGGUGCAGCUGCAGCAGGCUGCCCAGCAGUGA
Indicator indicator is the source of this 1044-nucleotide messenger RNA. RefSeq names its product acyl-CoA thioesterase 7 (gene ACOT7). The coding region runs from base 1 to 1044 and encodes 347 amino acids. Gene Ontology annotation, biological process: acyl-CoA metabolic process; palmitic acid biosynthetic process. The transcript is spliced from 10 exons. Lineage: Eukaryota; Metazoa; Chordata; Aves; Piciformes; Indicatoridae. Gene Ontology annotation, cellular component: extracellular exosome; nucleoplasm; cytosol. The record is from RefSeq and is a predicted model, not a curated record. Gene Ontology annotation, molecular function: long-chain fatty acyl-CoA binding.